Molecule: messenger RNA, 4751 nt
Organism: Serinus canaria (Common canary)
Lineage: Eukaryota; Metazoa; Chordata; Aves; Passeriformes; Fringillidae
Product: AN1-type zinc finger protein 5-like
Exons: 7
Coding region: 817-1458 (213 amino acids)
Molecular function (GO): zinc ion binding; DNA binding
Source: RefSeq, a predicted model, not a curated record
ACCCCUUUAGUUUACUCCACAACGAUGACUUCUUUUAAUAAUUUACUUGUGACACCACUGCACAUGCAAGUUUAAAUGGAAAUGUUAACUAGGAGCGGAGGCGUCUGUUAUUAGGACAAGUGGAUGGGGAGAGGCUUUGUUUCCUCUGCGCGCAGCUCCAUCCUUUUUCUGUGGACAGGGUGAGGCCGCGCGAGCCAGUUGUCACUGCUCUGGACACCGCUCUUUCCGUGAUUCCCCAUUCCCCUGGAGAACAGACGACAUUCUCUGAUAACGCGCGGAACCUCUGUCCAUUCCUGUAUAGUCCCUAGUCUCAGGGAGGGGGAGGUUGGUGACUCCACAGGCAAAGGCGACGGUACUGUGAGUCGCUUCACAUGUCUUUCGUGCUCUCUUUCCGCUUAUGUAGGACCGCGCUGGCGUGUAGGCCUCAGCAACAGCCAGAAGGAGGCGGAGCUGACGCGAGCGAACCAGCUGGUUCAGAUUCUCUCCUUCAUCCACCCUUCUUCCUCAAUUAUUUCUUUUUUGCGUCUUCUUUUCGUCUUUCUCCUGUGCGCUGCGUGUCUCAUUCCGUGCUGCAGCCGCAGAAGGAAAGUGGUGGUGGCACGGCCAGCUUCUUGCCCUUCGCUCUCCCCGAAACAGUCUGAAGCCAUCUACAGCGCCUCCGACAUCGACAGUGGGGUUUCUGCUCCGCCCCCUUCCAGGAGCAGAUGUUCCUGACAAUGUUACUUAUCAAUACAAUUGAAGUAUUGAAUUAUAUAUUAACAUCCAUAUAGCCAUCUUUAAAAAUGCUGAUAUCACUUUUUGUGGGCAAGAAUUGAAAUGGCUCAGGAGACAAACCAGACCCCAGGGCCCAUGCUGUGUAGUACAGGAUGUGGAUUUUAUGGAAAUCCUAGAACAAAUGGCAUGUGUUCUGUUUGCUACAAAGAACAUCUUCAGCGACAGCAGAAUAGUGGUAGAAUCAGCCCAAUGGGUAAAGGGACAGCUAGUGGUUCAAACAGUCCUACCUCAGACUCUCCAUCUGUACAGAGAGCAGAUGCUAGCUUAAGCAACUGUGAAGGUACUGCUAAUAACACAUCUGGAAAAUCAAGAAAUGUGCCUGUUGCUGCUUUGCCUGUAAUGCAGCAAAUGACAGAAAUGAGCAUUUCAAGAGAGGAGAAAGUAUCACCAAAACAAGACAUCGAGCCAGUUGUUACUCAACCAAGCCCAUCAGUUUCUCAACCUAGUACUUCACAGAGUGAAGAGAAAGCUUCUGAACUGCCUAAACCAAAGAAGAACAGAUGUUUCACAUGCAGAAAGAAGGUUGGCCUUACAGGGUUUGAUUGCCGAUGUGGAAACUUAUUUUGUGGACUUCACCGUUAUUCUGACAAGCAUAACUGUCCAUAUGAUUACAAAGCAGAAGCUGCAGCAAAAAUCAGGAAAGAGAAUCCAGUUGUGGUGGCUGAAAAAAUCCAGAGAAUAUAAACUAGUCUAUUUGUGAAAAGACUGACUUUUGUUUUAUUUUAAUAUGCCCUAUGAAAGCAUUAAAGAGCAGAUGCAUGGCCAUUUUCCUUUGUUCUCCAAAGUUUUAAUUUUAGCCUUGUCUGUCUUAAUGUUUUUUUACAAUGAUUGGGUGUUUGUUGCAGGCCGAAUUGGAUAGAUACAGUCCUUGAAAAUGUAUAUGCUCUCCUCAGAAUAUGAUUGCAUGGCUAGAACCUGCACAGGAAUACACAUGCACAGAAGACAGGCUCUGGUCCACAUGUGCUAAAGAGAUGUUUACUUAAUGUUUGCCACAGAUCUGCCUUUUGAGAUGUUCAAGGUGUUUAUGACUAACCAAAGACUGUGCCCGUUUGGGAGAAGGAUAUGUCAGAAAGGCUGAUGGUCUACUUCCAUCCAUUUGAAAUCUUAUUUUAUUUUUAGUUUCCAUGUUCCAUUGUAUUACAGCAGAAUAUAAGACAUGUAGAGGGCUCUACCAUCCAGUAAGAUGAGUGUUGGUGCCAUAUUUAAUAAAAAGUAAUUUAGCAUUUGCAAUGAGAAAAAUGGGAAAGAGUCAGAUAUGUAUGAGAAGAAAACUAUUUUAGAACAGAUAACAACUUUAGAAUAAUGAAAAUUAUAAUAAUUUCCCAAAGGAAAUUUCCUGUUAGAAACUUAAGAACUGUUCUGCAACAGUUGUCUGCUUUUCCUUGCGUAGCUAAUAAUAUUGUGUAGCACAAUAUUGUGCUAAGAUUGACUUAGAAAACAAAAACUAUGGGUGGUGUUUUUAGACAUGCCACAGCAACUCUAUCAAGUGACACAUGCAUCUAUGUAAGUUGCAGAAGUAUUUGAGCAGUUCAUUAUUCAUGUGCUUCUUAAAUUCAGCACAUUCUGGGUUCAAAAGAUUAUUAGGAGCUUUUUUCAGUUAAAAAAAAAAAAGUUUUAAAUGUAACAAUUGUUGUGUAUGGGAAUCAUACUCAACAUUACUCCUGUAGACUUAAGUGGGAGCUGGAACCACUCUUGGAAGGUUGCUUUAUAAUUUUUAAUUGUAUUUGGGUGUAGGACUGCAGUGUUCUUGGGUGUAUUGCAUGGGCUCCAUUAUCUACAGCUUUGUAUAAUAACUAGAAAGGACAGUAUAGUUCACUGAUGCUUGUCUGGUAAAAUAAUUUCUGUGUUAUAAUGGAAAGGGGUUUUGUGAUGUAUGAAACUUGUGGUGGUUUUUUAUAUAAUCAAGUAUAGUGUGGACUAGUGUUGUAAUGCCUCUUCAUGUAUAUGUACACAAGAUGCUACUUAUGAUUUUUAUUGCAGUGUUCAAUCUUAGUUUUUUAGUUCACUAUUAAAAAAUCAAGCUUUUGCUUUAAUUUUUUUCUUUCAAUUUAGUUAUCAGAUAUGCAAGCAUGUACAGAUAGUUCAUACUUAGGUAUUGCACAUAAUCACUCUAUCCAGCAUCUAUGCUCUGCAGUAUUAUGUAAAUAAUAAAAAUCAUGUACAGAAGGAAAUACUUUUUGUGAUAGUUCAUUGGUUUUAGUUAUUGCUGUAACUUAAAAGUGGCCCUGUGGCAGUUGGGAUACAAAACUAAUGCUAUAGAUUUUUUUUUUUCUUAAACCAUUCUAACCUCCUUAUUUCUUAUUUUGACAUACUGACUUCUUUAAGAUUACUUGUUGAGGUCAGAAAAGCAUGAACAGCUGGAAUACAGGUAACUACUUGAUGACCAGAUAAAGAUGUCAGCAAACAACAAUGUACUUAAAAGGGAAUGAAGAAAAUAUUAGUAGCAAACUUGAAAAGUUUCUGUUCUGUUGUGGGUUUUGGGUUGUUUUUUUCUCCUUUUGUCUACAGAAGUUAUUUCUGGUGGAUCUGUUCUAAUACAGCCAGUGUACUGACUGCAUUGUUUUGUUAAAAUCUUCAUCAGAAGGCCUGGGCAGAGCUGUCAGAGUCUGCAUCCAAAUAUGAAUGUUAUAUAUGCCAUACAUACACAAGGAAAAAAAAAGUACAGAGCACACAGCACAUGUUGACUUGAAAGAAGCUAUCUUUGCUGGUGAUUAAUACAUAAUAAUGACUGCCACUAUAUAUGGUUCUGCUAAGGAUGCAAGGGCAUGUUCUGGGCCUUCAUGUGCUAGGAUGAAUUUUAUUUUUUUAAAUUGUGGAGCUGUUUUAAAUCAUCAAAGUUAUGUUUUUUCUACCUUUCUGUAUUAAAGUCAAAUCAACUCAACUGCAUCAUAAAAAGCUUGUUAAGUUUGGGGAUUGUUUUUUUUUUGUUUGCUUGUUUUGUGAAUGCACCUUGGAACUGUAUAUUUGGGGAGAAUGUAUCCAGAUUUGUGAUAUUGUUAGGGUGAGAGCAUUUUAGAAAGGAUAACCAUACUGAUACUAGUACUUAGUUAUUCUGAUGGUCCCUCUUGCAUUCAUUUGCUUUUUUAAUCUGCACAAAGGCUUGUUUAACUUAACUCAAUAGAUCUGAGGAGGAAGGUAUGGAACAAGAAAUCUCUCAUUGUUCUAUAAAAUCAUUAACUGUAUCAUGUGUAAAUUGUUGGCAGGUGGGAUAGGAGCCUGUAUUCAAAACUAAGCUUUAUUCUGUUAAUAAAUCAUAGAGGGUCUAUAAUAAUUCAGGAACAUUAAUUCCAUUGAGGCUCAUUGAACUUUCAAAGAGGGGGAAGGUUGGUAAGUAAGAGUGGGUACUGAAAAGUCUGAUAAAUGGAUCUUUAAAUUUUAGUGCAAACAGUGUGGUACAUAUCCCUUGGCAAAAAGAAUAUGAAUAUAGGUGCAGAACACUUUGGAUUAUUGUUAUUUGGUCCUUAAAUCUAAAGUGAUAAAUGCUUAUGACAAGGUUAUCCACCUAGUUGAUCAAGGGAAGCCAGUUGAUAAGAGAAAUUAUGCAUUACUACAUCCUAUGAAAAAACAGCCUUGGAAAGUCCUGAGAAAUGCAGACUGAGCUCUGGAGGCAUAGAUAAGAUAAAAGCAACCUUGCUAAUUGCUAGAAACAAACUGUGCAUGUUCAGAACCAGAGGUCAACCAGAGAACACCACAAUUUGGGGAACAGACCACCAGAGACCCCGAAAGAGACCCCCAAGAACCAAAUAAGGACUUUUGAUAAGGAUGGGAAUAUGCAAAACAGGACAAUGAAUAUAUGUCAAGCAAGUGUGGAUACCUGAAAAAUAUGUAAACAAUAUGUAUAAUAAAAAGCCUUACUUGCCUGUCUCGGGUUACACAAGAUUAGAGGAAAAAUUCCUCAUGUCCAGCAUGCUGUAAUAAAGAAUGCCUGCUUUCUAAUACUCAAAACUGUGUUAGUUUCUAUCUGGCUGAUUUCGGUA